CCAAUAGGGCGCGCGGGCGGCGCGUGCGCAGCGGCCAACGGGAGCGGCUCUUGUAGGGACCGCUUAGCCCAGAACCCCCUUAGAGCGGCGGGGGACGGCGCGCCGAGCGGAGGGGCCACGCUGGGUCCGGAGGUAGCCGCCCGCAGCAGGUCAUCAUGGUUUCCAUCCCUGAAUACUAUGAAGGAAAGAACAUCCUCCUGACGGGAGUUACAGGCUUCAUGGGAAAAGUGCUUCUGGAAAAGCUACUCAGAUCUUGUCCUAAAGUGAAAGCAGUGUAUGUAUUGGUAAGACAGAAAGCAGGGCAGACACCUGAAGCACGAAUAGAAGAAAUCGUCAGCUGUAAGCUUUUUGACAGAUUGAGAGAAGAGCAGCGAGAUUUCAGAACAAAAAUAGUAGUAAUUAUGAGUGAUCUUACACAGCCUGGACUGGAACUCAGUGAACCAAUCAAGAAAGAACUUAUAGAAUGCACUAAUAUAAUAUUUCAUUGUGCUGCUACAGUCAGAUUCAAUGAAUCGCUGAGAGAUGCUGUUCAGUUAAAUGUGGUGGCCACACAACAGCUCCUCCUCUUGGCACAGCAAAUGAAGAAUCUGGAAGUGUUUGUGCAUGUUUCAACUGCCUUUGCAUAUUGCAAUCGAAAACAGAUUGAGGAAAUAGUUUAUCCACCUCCUGUCGAUCCCAGGAAACUGAUAGAUUGUCUUGAGUGGAUGGAUGAUGGCCUGGUGAAUGAUAUUACUCCUAAACUGAUGGGCGAUAGACCUAAUACUUACAUAUUCACAAAAGCCUUAGCCGAAUAUGUGAUACUACAAGAAAGUGCAAAAUUAAACACUGUCAUUGUGAGGCCAUCUAUUGUUGGUGCUAGCUGGAAGGAGCCUUUUCCUGGAUGGAUUGAUAGCAUCCAUGGACCUAGUGGUUUCCUCAUUGCUGCAGGAAAAGGAAUUCUUCGAACAAUGAGGGCUUCCAACAAUGCAGUAGCAGACCUUGUUCCAGUAGAUGUUGCUAUCAACGCUACACUGGCUGCAGCCUGGUAUUCUGGAGUUAAUAGACCAAGAAAUGUCAUGGUGUAUAACUGUACAACAGGUGGCACCAAUCCUUUCCACUGGGGUGAAGUUGGAGACCUUGCUUAUUUGGCUUUCAAGAAAGUUCCAUUAGAAGGUGCAAUUAGGCACCCUAAACUUAGUGUGUAUUCCACCCCCAUCUUGCAUCAAUGGUGUGCUACAGUCAAACAAACAUUACCGGCAUUUUUGCUUGAUCUUGUUCUCAUACUGACAGGUCGUAGACCACGGAUGAUGAAAACAAUAACACGUCUUCAUAAGGCCAUGAUGUUACUAGAAUACUUUACAAGCAAUUCUUGGAUCUGGAGUACUGAAAAUAUGACCAUGCUAAUGAACCAGCUAAACCCCCAAGACAAAAAGACGUUUAAUUUUGAUGUUCGACAACUACAUUGGGCAGAAUACAUAGAAAAUUACUGCAUGGGAACGAAGAAAUAUGUGCUGAAUGAGGAAAUGUCUGGGAUCCCUGCAGCUAGGAAACAUUUGAAUAAGUUAAGGUAUAUACGCUAUGGCUUCAAUACAGUUCUUGUGAUCCUGAUCUGGCGUGUCUUUAUUGCAAGAUCUCAAAUGGCAAGAAAUAUCUGGUACUUUGUGGUUAGUCUGUGUUACAAGUUCCUCUCCUACUUCAGAGCCUCCAGUACUAUGAGAUACUGAAGAAGAGAAUUUAGCAUUAGGACAUCUAUGCAUAUGGUGGUCUAACUGCACAAAGCCUGUAACCUGUAGUCAUCUCACAUUUUGUAAAAGCAUAAUUUCAUCUUGAAUUGGAGUGCAAAAUACACGAUAUGGUAUAUGUCAUGUUAGUUGUGUAUCUUCCUGGAAACAGAUAAUAAAAUGGUCAAGUGCCAGGUUGAACUGGCAUUAGACAAGCAUUUAAAUAACUCUUUGACCUGGGGAAAACAUUUUAGACCACUGACCAACAUAACUGUGCAAUUUGGAAUUUGGAACAUGUUUUAUUGAAAGCUGCCUUAACAUGAUUUUUUGAGUUUUAUUCCACAUUGAGCAAGAUUAAUAUCUACUUAGUAGAUGCUAGUUGCUGUAGACCUAUUUAUUUGAAAUUCUUCUAAAUUGCAAAGGAUUUUACAAGUUGCGAAAGUGUAUAAAUGGUGGUGGAUCUCUUGAAAAAAAUUAUUUGAGGACUUUUUAUAAUUCGUCUUUUUACCAUUUCUUCCCUUCUCAAAGUAGGGGUACAACAAUGGUGCCUACUUUGCUUUAAAAGAAAAAAGGAGAAAACAAACAACCUUCCUUAAUUACUGAAAGGCCUUUUGUCUGAUCUGGUCGUCAGAAUGCACUUAGUCAUUCAGUUCUGUGCUCAAAACUGGCUGCAUCCAAUUUGCAUUUAUGUCAACAUGAAUGAUUUUUCUGUAAUUCCUUUUUAAAAUUACCUGUGUAUAUAUAAAGCUAGUGAUGAAAAGCCUAAAUGGUCUAGGACCACACCUUGUGUGAGAGACCUCUGUCUGUGGCUGAAACUAAGUUAUGGCUUCUGUGAUCGAAGAUGUUACACUUUUAACAAAUACAUUAGGUAUAUUACAUUUUCAGCUGCCUCCUCAAGUAUCUUACUAGACCCAAAAGUUUGCCUAAGCGUUCCUGCAUUGUAGACUUUUUUUCAGAGGUGCCUACUAUUCAGUGACCAUCCCCUACACCUUGUCCCAUGUUGGCAUGUGGCUGAAGUUUGCAAAAGGUGAACACAUCAUAUUCUGAACGUGGUUCUGUGAAGCAAUUUGCUUAUGAAUUUUGGUUGUUUAAAACUACUACACGUAUACUUCUAAUGUUGAUUUGUUAAUAUUGAGAACUAUGAAGCCAAUGAACUGAUUAUUUCUGGUCCAAAACACUGCUUGGAAAUCUGUUUUUAUGAAUAAAUAACAAAGAAAAGGAUUACUUUAAGUAUAAGGAUAUUUAACCUCUACUCUCUAAACAUUUGCUGAUUUAGAAACCCAGGGUUUUUCCCUCUGAAGACUGGUUCUGUGCACUAUUGGUAUCUAUCACAAAGUCCAUCAGUCAUCCUGUUUAACUGACAGCAGAUCAGUGUCACAUUACAUUAGUUUUGUCACUUUUGUCACCUGUGGUCAGUCUGUGAAAUUCUGUCUGAGACUACGGGGGGUUUUGCCAUAUCAGAACCCUAUUCUCUUGCAGUUCUUCAUACCAGUGCUUGCACAUAAUGGAUGUUGAAAAAAAAUAUACCAGAACUAUCUUUUGAUAUAAUAAGCUUGACUCGCUGUACUGACUAGCAAGUUACAGGGGGUGCUUCAGUUGGUUAAAUAGGAAGAAGAGUAGUCUGAAACAACAUGGUUACUUAACAGUUACUGGUAUUUAAAUUUGGGACCAGGAAAAAAAAUUGUUUUCCUGUAAUGUUUUUCUCUGCUGUAGGAACAAAUACUUGGGAAAAAAUGUUAAAUCUGUUAGCUUUUCUAAACAGAAAUAUUGGGUGCCUUUGUUUGUAAACCAAAAAAUAAAUAAAUCCCUGGAAAGUGUUGUUACAGUGUUUAUUGUAUUUUUGCAUAUUUGUAGUCUGUUUUGUGGAAAAAACCUGGAUAGUGUAAAUGCCAUCUUAAUAUAUGUGAACAUGCUCUUUCCUUUGUGAGAAACUGAAAAUUAAGUUAAUGACUAAUACAGCAUUUUAAAAAACAAGCCAGGAAAACCUUCACGAUCGCAAACCAAAAAAGCAACAAACAGCUCCCCCAGUCUGAACCUUCAUGGGGUGAUGUCAAAACGCAGCUUGGUUGUGCUGACUUUCUACGUAGCUGUUUUAUUCUGUCUUUGCCUGUUCGUGGUAUUAGUUUCAUAAUUACUUAAAUAGAUGAUGAGUGCUCUUCCCUAUGCUUUAAAAGUUUACUGUGCUUUUGCAGUAGCUUUUGGAUUAACUUGUCAAGGAAUUGUAAGCAACUACAGUUAUUCGUAGCAUUUACAUUUUGUGAGGGAGGAAGAGACAGCAUUAAGUUAGUGCAAUCACCAAAAUGGCAUGGUUUCUUCCUUUUACCAAGAGGACAGUUCUAGAGAUAAUGCAUUAUCUGUUAGCUGUGGUCUUGGGGGCUAGUAGCUUUAAAGCAUAACUUUUCCUUUACUUGACACUUUUAAAAUGUUAUCCCUUAUGUGUUUCAUGCUGUUAAACAUUUUGGUCUUUCUUCAUAGUACAGUAUUACAUAUUGCUUUAUUCACAAACAAAGAACGGGUCUAUAGAGGUAACUUAGAUCUCAAAAGUACCCUGUACAGA
Cuculus canorus (common cuckoo) is the source of this 4257-nucleotide messenger RNA. It is a transcript of the gene FAR1, whose product is annotated as fatty acyl-CoA reductase 1. Gene Ontology annotation, molecular function: alcohol-forming very long-chain fatty acyl-CoA reductase (NADP+) activity. Gene Ontology annotation, biological process: long-chain fatty-acyl-CoA metabolic process. The record is from RefSeq and is a predicted model, not a curated record. Bases 156 to 1703 code for a protein of 515 amino acids. NCBI's taxonomy places the organism in Eukaryota, Metazoa, Chordata, Aves, Cuculiformes, Cuculidae. The transcript has 12 exons. Gene Ontology annotation, cellular component: peroxisome.